Messenger RNA from Centropristis striata (black sea bass), 4951 nucleotides. RefSeq names its product shootin 3 (gene shtn3). The record is from RefSeq and is a predicted model, not a curated record. Bases 186 to 2147 code for a protein of 653 amino acids. NCBI's taxonomy places the organism in Eukaryota, Metazoa, Chordata, Actinopteri, Perciformes, Serranidae. The transcript is spliced from 17 exons.
GCAGCAGCGCACCGAUCCUCUCCAUCCCAUGUGUUUGGAAGAAAGAAAGAAAAAAAGAAGAAUGGGCUGGGAUCCAGACAUGUGCUGCUAGAAUAGACCUCUGUGCAUCUUUAUGUUCUUUUCAAUAACCUUGUCUGGUUAGAAAAAGACAAAGGUGGAAAUAUCUUAUCACUCUUUUCCUGAAAAUGCUUCCCUGCUCUUCAUCCGCGCAGAUGGAGGGAUGCGAGGAGGAGAGGGACGCGCACAUGCAAACAGAGUGCAACAGACUGACGGAGGAGAGAGACGAGGCCGAGAGACAACUCAAACACAUCAAGAGAGUGUCUCAGAUGGUGAUUGAGGAGGUGAGCGUUCUGCAGACUCAGCUGGAGAUCGAGAAGUCGUGCCGGGAGAAUGCAGAAGCCCUGGCCACAAAGCUGAACUGUGAGAACAGGAAGUUUAAGUACCUGAGUCUGUCAUCUCGCCCGUGUUUGGAUGAGCUGCUUCCCAGCAUCUCAGACUGCAUCGCUCUGGAGGCCGACGGGGACGCAGACACCGCUGAUGGAAGUCCUGAUACCUUCACACAGUACCAACAGCAGGUUAAAGAGCUGAGGGAGACCGUAAACACCUUACUGGAGGAAAAGAAGAAUUUCGUGUGUCAGAUUCAUGAACAGCAGAGACGGAUAGAAGAGCUGACUUCACAGUCAGAGAAAGAUCAGGCCGAGAUGAAGGAGCUUCGUGAAACUGUUCAGCAGCAGAGUAAAACCAUCAAGAGAUUCAAUAGAGUGUCGAUGAUGGCAGCUCAGGAGUAUGACGGGAUGAAGGACCAGCUGGACUUGGAGCAGAGUCUGAGAGUCAAAGCUGAGACGUACGCACACGAGAUGCUGGUGAAGCAGAAGGAGGCCAACAGGCAGAGCAUGCUGCUGCUGCAGAGUGCUGAGCCCAGCGUUCAGCUGCUGAAAGCUCUGGAGGACGUCGCUGCCGUCACCAAAACCCUGGAGGAGGAGCGUCUGCAGCAUCAGCAGAAGGUGGAGAGCCUGGAGGCACAGCUGGAGCAGAGCUGUGUGAAGAAGCAGCUGGAGGCUCUGCAGAGGCAGCUGGAGCUGCAGGAGGUGGUGAAGAAGGAGGUGGAGGGACGACUGGAGCAGGCAGAGAAGAAAAACGAGGAGCUGGAGAACAGAGUCCACAAGCUGCAGGAGACCCAGACUAAGGUUGACUUGACGCCCAGCAUAGAGCCCCCUCCCCCUGAACCUGGGGUUGCUCCGCCGCCAGCCCCUCCCCCACAGCCGCCGCCUCCCCCUCCUCCUCCACCGCCACCCCCUCCUCCACCUCCCCCCUCGAGAUGCAACCCCCUCAGCUCUCUGAUCGCCAUCAUGAGGAAAUCCUCCAAAGGCUCGAAAGCCUCUGUGAAGACUGAGCAGCCUCCAGCUGGCGAGGGGGAUGACGUGAAGGCGAAGGCGGUGAAUGAAAUGAUGGAGAGGAUCAAACAUGGCGUCGUGCUGCGGCCUGUCAAGAGUCAGGAGACCAAGAGGGUCGCAGUAAAACCGCCUCCAGUCUGUGAGGAGAAACCGCAGGAGAGCGCCAUGGAGGAGCUGAAAGGCAUCCUGGAGACGGUGAAGAGGAGCCCCAGCCGAGGGUCUCAGGAGUCGGGCCCGUCGCCUCCCGGGAAGAAGGACAGCGAGCUGGAGGUCAUCCUGAGGCGCCGGCGCAACAAGGCAGGAGAAGCUGGCUCCGGAGAUGAAGGCCAGAUGAGCCACGUGUCCUCCUCAGACAGCCUGAAUGGGGGACGCACCAGCAGUGACUCGGGCAAAGAUACAGAGGGCCCGGGGGGGCUGAGCGUCCCCGCUGACCCUGCUGCUCCCAGGGUGAGUCCAGAGAGACGGGGGUCAGGACCGGGACCUGUCGUGGCCCGGAGGAAGAGCUCCGACACGUGCAAAGAGCCCAGAGUGGGCUCCUGGCAGGAGAGGAGGUCCUGCAGCUCCCUGUCUGAGAAGGAAACCACAGAGUCUCCGGUCAGCAACGGCUGCAUCAACAGCGUGGGGGACGAUGAUCGAAAUGCGCCCGAGAAGUGCGUCCAGUCAAACGGAGUCGAACACGCCCAACCCGCUGAGGACGCACACGCCACCGUCUGUGCCGGCCCCGUCAACGGCAGCACCGACGCCGAGUGCUAGGAAGGAGUCUGAGGGUCCCGGGCCUGUUUCUGUAAUCUGACCCGAGCAUUUAUUUAGUCGAUAUUCACUCUCAGAUCAGAAGGUUCAGGGUGCGAUCACACAUUUAUCUCUUGUUUAUUGGGUCAAAAACAGAGUGGGAAAGUUUACUUUUUUUCUGAUUUACACUAACCACUUAAAUACUAACUGUAAGGAAAGAUCCAAACAUUGAAGCUUUUUCACCACUUGUCAAAAAGCCUGAAUCUAAGUGCAAGUUUGAAGUUUAAAUGUAAUUUCUCUCACACACUUGAACUGCUGCAGAUAAACUGUGACUGUGAACGCACCCUGACCUGUCCAGCCAUUGUAGAAACCUCCUCAAACAAACUAACGGUCGCUCAUUAAUACAUACUGAAACUAUUUUUCUUAACUCCAAACAAUUUGAGGGAAAAAUACCUUCAUAAAUUUGCAGCUAAAAUUAAAAACAAAUUAUAUUUACAUUUAAUAGCUCCCCUUUUUUGCCUUUUUACUCACUGAGUUAUACAACAUUCAUAUAACUGCAACUUCUUUAACCUCAGAGUCAUUGAUUCAUAGUCAGCACAAAGAUAUAAAAAAAAGUAUAUAUAAAAUUUUAAUGCAGAUGAAAUUAUGGGUUAUUAUUGGGGUAGGAAGCAAGAAAAUAAAAUUCUGACACAGGUGUCUAAAAGUUAUUAAAAUGAAACAGUUGAAAAAGGUAAAUAUUACUCUUUAAUUAUCACUCUUUAAUUAAACCUGCAUGGACCUGCCAUAUAAUGAAGUGAAGUAUUAGUAUGAAAUGAAUUAAAGGAUUAAAUGUUCUCAACACAAUCAAAUGGUUCAAUAACAUUACAUGUAAAAAGGCUACAAGAACCUUAAGUCACAUAAACAGGCUGUGGUGACAGAGUGGGGCUUCCUGCAAUGGCUGAUAAUCUGAGUUUAUAAUUGGAGCAUUAUCAGUCUGCUGCACAUCAGUUCUCUUCUUUGAAGCUUUCUGAAAACAGACCCGUGGAUCCUGCAGGACGGACUGACUGAACUGUAUGAGGGAAGCUGCACUUUUUUGCACAGAACCUCAGUUUUCUUCAGACACUUCAGCUUGUACAAUGACUGCAAAGCUUUAGGUUGAUGUUUUGUUCUUUUCUUCUUCUAUUUGAUGCACAAAGGAUCUGUUCGAUAUCACUUUGUGUCAUCAGAAGGAAUGCACUGUACUGUUCAGAAUCCAGCAAUUCAACUUCUUCUGCUUCUCCUCUUCUUUAUUCCCAGUCGUCACAGGGCUGCACAGUGGAUGUGUCGUCACUAGCUUCAUCAGUGGCAAUAUUGAAACAGUUUUAAACUGCUUUCACUUCAACCACUGAGACAAGUUAUUCUUUAACAGGGCUGGUACAAAAACUGCUGAAUUGAAACAAACUAAACAAGUCAAUAAAUCAAUUUGCAUCAUUCUUUCACGAUGCUGCACAGUCGGCUUUCAAAAAAAGUACUGUAAGUACCAAGAAACUUGACUUCCUGAGAAAAAGUGCAUCCACUGAUGAAGUCCAAAACCUGUACUAAGCUGUUAAACUUGUGUAUUUCAGACCUCUAAUUGUGCAGCCCUGUUGGUAGUAUCCAGGUAUCUAGAGUAUCUCAUUCAUGAACUUUUUCUGUUCAGUCCGACCUCUUCCUGAAUAUAAAUGGAGGGAGGCUGAGUGAAAACAGCCAGGAACAAUAUUUACAGCCAGGGUACAUUUAAAGCGCUGCACGUGGAAAAACGUAUACUUUACUGCUCUUCCACUUCUGCUGCUGAGGCUCCCGUCCAGGUUUCAGCGUGUCGACUAUCAGUGUGCCGUCAGGCUUGUGAGGGUUUGAAUUUAAUGCGUGUGACUCUUAUUUCAGGUUAGGAGGAACAACAGCAGAAACGGUAGCACAGUUCCAACUAAAUCACAUCUAACUGAAAUGUUCUCAGGGUCCGUGUGACGAGAUUUCACCAAACCAGGUGUCGAUUACAGCGAAACGUUAGAGAGAAAUAGAAAGCCAUUUUUUUUAAACCAGUGGUUAUAUGAGCAAAGGAUUAGAGCAGCUUUGGAGGAAUGAUUUGCCUGAUUUCUUUGUCUACCUCUCCACAAACACCUGCCUAUAAACCUCCUGAAUUACAUUUUGUGGUGUGAAAACUGUCACCGUCCCUUCACCAGAGUCUUCCACACGCCUUCCUCCACUGAGUCUUGUAUGCACACAUUCUGAGACACGCUCAUUGAUUCUGUACUUGCAUCACAUUUCACCGUGCAUUCCUUGACUUUUAUUUUGUAGGGCUGUACCGUCUAUAUAUUAUAGCUUUCCUGACACGUGAUGCAACAUUAAGAACAAAUUUUUCGAAGAGUAUGCAAUUACAUAAGGCACAUUUGUAUGAUGCUUUCACACCUUGUCAUUCUUUCUUAAACACACAGGAUCACAUUUAAAAAUGCAUUUUGUUCUGUCCAUUGGGUGUAUUUUAUUCUAAUGCAGAGGACCGGGUGUGAAGGAGUAAACGUGCUGCACAAUAAACAACCCACCGAGCCGCUGAGCCGCCACAGGCCUGGAUAUUCAGCAUAUCGAGGCCUUGCACAGGCCUUCAGGCGGCCGUGGAGUUGGCCCGCAGCCGGGUUCAUGUUCUGGGUCCUUGUACUGAUCGCAUAGUUGUUUAACCAAGUGGCUACUUAUAAAAGGGAUUUACUGUAUCUGACAGAGUUUGGGUGACUAUAGAUAUUGUGUGUGUUUGGGAUAUAAAUGGAGUGUUAAAAAAAAAGUUUUUUAAAACAUGGAUUUUCAUUUUAGCAUCACUUGAAAUAAAUUGAAACUAAAACAAG